Messenger RNA from Aspergillus nomiae NRRL 13137, 1839 nucleotides. RefSeq names its product SET domain-containing protein. Gene Ontology annotation, molecular function: protein binding. The record is from RefSeq and is a predicted model, not a curated record. Lineage: Eukaryota; Fungi; Ascomycota; Eurotiomycetes; Eurotiales; Aspergillaceae. Bases 1 to 1839 code for a protein of 612 amino acids. The transcript is spliced from 2 exons.
AUGGACCAAAAGUGUAUAGGUCACGAACUAUCACGUGAGUGCCAGCCGUCACGCAGUGAAUGUUUGCAAAGCAGACCAGAAACACAGAGGGGAAAAGAAGCCACGCUAGACGAGAAUACAGACCUGUGCGAUGUCUGUCGUGAGGGGGUCCGUCUCUCAGACCUGACACAGUACUUCCAUCGUGCAUUUUCGACAGUCACUUCCGCGACACCGUUCAUCUCCAUGGCUGUGGCAGGUGUUUUCAGCUCCAACAACCCCGGAGUCAAGAAGUACACGUAUGAGGGGUCGCUGGUGCGUCGGUUCAUUAGUUGCGGCGUUGGCGUCGGCCUUGUCACCACCGAAUCUAUCCCUGCUGGUAGUGUGGUGUUUGCGGAAGAUGUGGCUUGGACUACGGAGGAGGAGUCCUCAAGGUGCCAGACGCCGAGGGAGAUGAAUGCUAUGCUUGGGGCGAAGGUGAGGGCCAUGGGGGGUGAGUGGCUGAGGAAGUUCCUUACUCUGCCGAGCUCGCUAAAGCAGGAUUUGGGGGUGUUUGCGGGGAUUUGGGAUUUGUAUCAGUUGCCGAUUGUCAUGAAUGGGGUGAAGACUGGGAUUGUGGGGUUGAAUCUCGCGUCGGUCAAUCAUGCUUGUGUGCCGAAUUGCGCGUUGACGAUCAUCAAUAAGUAUCCGAAGAAUGAAAAUGGAAAUAAUGACAUGAGGGAGAGUCCAAUGAUUGGAAGGGCUAUUAUGCGCGCUCUCAGGAAUAUCCAGAAGGAUGAGGAGAUCACUGUCGCGUACUUCUAUGGAAAGGGACAACAGAAGGCGAGGGGGUUGUUCUCGUGGACAGAGUUCGGCUUCUUCUGCUCGUGCAAAGAGUGCGUGCAGCCCAAGGAUGUGAUCGAGAUUGCCAUGGAUAAGUAUUGGAAGGUUGAGCGCAUCUUGAACCACCCCGACACUGUCGACUUAUAUCCUGCGAUAGCUUUCAAGUCCGCACAUGAAGUGAUCGGCAGGCUUCUUUCGUGCGAGAUCCGCGAUGCUCGUGUUGCGAUGAUUUGGGCCAAAUGUGCCAUGAUCGCUGGUUACCAUUCUGAUAUAGCGCGUGCUAUGUGUUUCCUCGCCAAGGCAUACCGGAUGUUGGCUAUUCUUGAGGGUAGGUUUGGAGCUACCACACGGGGACUUUCCACCGCUGCCGAAGGCCGAUACAUGCUUGAUGAACGCGACGUCAAGGAGAAGCUGUUCAUGACGGCAGCAAAGUCGGACGAGUACAUUCACAUACACCGAUACCACCGCUUAUCUGACGCUAUGGCCAAACAGAAAGGCAGUAGGUACCUGCUUUUACCCGAGAAGCCCACCAAGCUAAAGGCGGCACCGGAAUUGCUUGAACCAGGUGUCUCGAAAUCAGCACACAUGCCAAAGCACGGAUAUGGGCCGAUUGCGCCAGAGAGGGUUCACCGGAGCGGCAGGGGCACAUCCAAUCUGAGACGGGGUAAGGAUGGACCCAGCGAAAAUACUUCGAAGGGGAAGCCUCAAGUGUCCAAGGGCCAUAGUCAAGCAUCUACCCAGGAAUCGUCGUCAGGCGAAGUCUGCACUGAUCCGGACUGGGAUAUGUUGGAUCUUGUACGAGAGCUCAUGGCUGACAAUCCCGAUCUAUUCCCAGAUUAUCCUUCUCCUACUAUAUCUGAGGCAUCCAAGAAGAAAAGAAAGAAGAAGAAGAAAAAGAGCAAGAAGGGGAAGGGCUCGGCUGAAUUGGGAGGAUAUACUCAAAGUAACCCAAUCGUGAAGGAGCUCGAGGCGGAAAAGAAGGUGGUGAUGGUUAAGGAAGCCGGCGUUCGCUGUGCCGAGGAGGUUCCGGAUUCCAAUUAA